Coregonus sp. 'balchen' is the source of this 7404-nucleotide messenger RNA. The record is from the annotation of a GenBank genome assembly. Lineage: Eukaryota; Metazoa; Chordata; Actinopteri; Salmoniformes; Salmonidae.
AUGGCUUUGCAGCCGCUGCAACACCGGCAGCAGCUGCUUCUCCCGCACGCCACGGAGGUGAGCUGCGCCUCAAGCAGUGAUGGCGCCGUGACUGUGCGGAUUAUCGACAACACGGCGCGCACACAGCACGCGCCGUCGCCACAGCAUCGACAAUAUCAUGACUCUCCCCCAACCCCAACCCCAACGACAAGGGACAGCAAUACCAGAGGAGGGAGUGGAGUAGGUGGGGCUACCACUACGACCAAAGGAGAUCCCCCCAAACCAUGCACCAAAUACAGCAUCUCCUCCAGCUGUAGUUCGGGGGAGUCGGGAGUUCGGAGGGCUGUUAUGAAUAAAUUACACAGCCAGCAGAAGACUCUGCCCCAGCUGUUUGAGAGGUCUGCUGCCCAGUGCUGGGACCCCAAGUUUGAUUCGCCGAUACUCGAAGAGGCGUGCCGUGAGAGGUGCUUCCCGCAGACUCAACGCCGCUUCCGCUAUGUUCUGUCAUACAUGGGCUCCGCCUCGCUCCUUUGGGGCGUGUAUUUCGGUGUCAACCACGACCGCUGUGACCCGGCGACCUUCCUCGCCCCGACCGCCUCCUUCCUCCUCUUUCUCCUCCUCCUCUUCCUCUUUACCUUGACAAGGCCCUAUACUCACCUGUACAAUCAGGCCUCGCUGCUCCUCAUCGUGGCCACAUUCGCCAUCACUCUGGCUCCUCAGAUCCAGACAGGAGGCUUCGCCGACCUGGAGAGAACCAGGGAGGGAAACCUGACAUUCCCUCACACCCCAGGCGGAGUGGACCUUACUCGGGCUCCCUGCAUCUCCCCCGUGGGCACCUUCUCUCUGUGUAUGGAGGUCCUGCUACUACUCUACAGUGUUCUCCAUGUGAGGCUAUACGCUUCAGUUCUGCUGGGGCUCCUUUAUUCAGUCCUAUUCGAAGCCUUAGGGUGGCUGCCCCUGCUCCAGGGGAGAGAUGGCGGUGGAGGAGAUUAUGGGGGGAAUGGGUGGGGCGAGGCUGGGGUUGGAGGUGCAGGAGGGUCCCUAGGUCCUGGAUCUAGUCCUGGAGGUGUUGGUUCUUCUAGCUGGGAAUGGGACACACUCCGCUGGCUGGGCCCAGCUAAGGCCCUCCUCCACCUGUGUGCCCACGCCAUCGGCAUCCACCUCUUCAUCAUGUCCGAGGUGCGAUCCCGCUCCACCUUCCUCAAGGUGGGCCAGGCCAUCAUGCACGGCAAGGACCUGGAGGUAAUUAUUAUUUAUAUGUUAGAGACAGAUAAAAUCAAAACAUUGACACAUUGAAUCAUCGAGAGCCAGAUGAUUACAUUUCAUCAUCAUGCUCAUCAAACAAUCAAAUAACAUAACAUAAAAUAGAUCACAAAUGGUUAUAUUCUUGAGGUUCUCGAAACCAGUCAUUCACUGUCUUUCUGAAUAUGUUACAAGUAGGGAAAAAAACAGCUGUUCACUGUCUUUGUGAAUACAUUACAGGUGAAAAAAAGAAUAGUUGUUCACUGUCUUUGUGAAUACCUAACAGGUGGAGAAGGAAACCAGUUGUUCACUGUCUUUAUGAAUACGUUUCAGGUGGGGGAAAAAACAGUUGUUCACUGUAUUUGUGAAUACGUUACAGGUGGAGAAGGAAACCAGUUGUUCACUGUCUUUGUGAAUAUGUUACAGGUGGGAAAAAUCAGUUGUUCACUCUCUUUGUGAAUACGUUACAGGUGGAGAAGGAAACCAGUUGUUCACUGUCUUUGUGAAUACGUUACAGGUGGAGAAGGACACCAAUUUUUCACUGUCUUUGUGAAUACGUUACAGGUAGAAAAGGAAACCAGUUGUUCACUGUCUUUGUGAAUACGUUACAGGUGGAGAAAGUAACCAGUUGUUCACUGUCUUUGUGAAUACGUUACAGGUGGAGAAGGAAACCAGUUGUUCACUUUCUUUGUGAAUAUGUUACAGGUGGAGAAAGUAACCAGUUGUUCACUGUCUUUGUGAAUACGUUACAGGUGGAGAAGGAAAACAUUUGUUCACUGUCUUUGUGAAUACGUUACAGGUGGAGAAGGAAAACAUUUGUUCACUGUCUUUGUGAAUAUGUUACAGGUGGAGAAAGCGUUGAAAGAACGCAUGAUCCACUCUGUCAUGCCGAGGAGGGUCGCCGAUGAACUGAUGAAGCAGGGGGACGAGGAGAUGGAGGGGAACGCAGGGAAGAGAUACUCUGCCGGGGCUUGUUCCGCGUCGGCAGUGUCCACAGUCGGAGGUCCUGGGGGGGCUUCGUCGAUCGCUGCGAGCCCUAAGAACCAUCCCCAUCAUCAUAGUCAUCAUAAGAGGAAGAAGACUUCGAUCCCCAGAGGCCAGGUAAGAGGGGCAGUGGUUGAUUUAAAAACACCAGUGGCAUUUUUAAAUCAUGCGUAAAAACUCACCCGUUUAGCUUGGCCUUUUAGUCAUUGUUUGUUUGUAUGCUAUUUUAUUCCUCCUUUAUUGCUUCAUGUAUGGUUUGCUUUGAUUUAUUUUAUUGUUCAAAUCAAUCAAAUGUAUUUUAUAAAGCCUUUUUUACAUCUGCAGUUGUCACAAAGUGCUUUACAGUAACCCGGCCUAGACCCAAAAGAGCAAGCAAAGCUUUUUGAUUUACUGUAAAGUGUGUUACAAUUUUAAAAGCACUUAAAGUUUGAUUUAAUUUGAUCAUCAGAUCAUCUUCAGGCCUUUCAACAUGAAGCGGAUGGAGCCUGUUUCUAUCCUCUUCGCGGAUAUCGUCGGCUUCACCAAAAUGUCUGCCAACAAGUCUGCCCACGCCUUGGUGGGGCUCCUCAAUGACCUCUUCGGCCGUUUCGACCGGCUGUGUGAGCUGACGCGCUGUGAGAAAAUCAGUACACUGGGAGACUGUUACUACUGUGUGGCAGGAUGUCCCGAGCCACGCCCUGACCAUGCUUACUGCUGUGUCGAGAUGGGACUAGGUAUGAUCCAAUGCGAUAAAGAUGGGUAGAUAGCAUUCUGUUAAUUGCUCCUGCAGCUUUAAAUUGUGCAAUGUCUUUGUCAUUUUUGUGCAAUGUUUCGAUCUGAAGGUCUUCUGAACUGGUCUUCCUGACCUUCAGGUCAAAAUGUUUUACACAAAAAAUAUGGGAACAAUCUGCAGUGUGUGAGUGGGUACAGUAUCUUUCUUUCGUCAGCUGACUUUUUGUACCCUGCACCUGUUGCUAGUUACUGGAUGUGUGCACACUACUUUCUCUCUGACCUGUGUGUGUUUGUGUGUCUUUCAUAGGUCAUUGGGAUCAAAGCAGUUUCAGUGUACUACAAGGAAAAUGGAUCAAUAAAGUAUUCUUCUUCUCCUCCUCCUCCUCCUCCUCCUCCUCCUCCUCUCUUCUUCUUCUUCUUCUUCUUCUUCUUCUUCUUCUUCUUCUUCUUCUUCUUCUUCUUCUUCUUCUUCUUCUUCUUCUACUCUGAAACUAGGUAUGAUCGUGGCCAUUGAGCAGUUCUGCCAGGAGACGUGUGAGACGGUGGACAUGAGGGUGGGGGUCCACACUGGCACGGUCCUCUGUGGUAUCCUGGGGAUGAAGCGGUUCAAGUUCGACGUGUGGUCCAACGACGUCAACCUGGCCAACCUCAUGGAACAACUUGGCGUCGCCGGGAAGGUGCACCUAUCAGAAGCCACCGCCGGGUUUCUGGAUGAUCGGUACCAGCGAGGGGACGGGCGGGUGUCGGAGAGGGCGACGCAGGGCCUGAUGGAGAAACUGAAGGGUAAGGGAUUUUUAUUUUGUUCUAUGUCCCCCUUUUCAGUACACACAUGCUGACGUCAGGCACGGAUGCGCACACAUUUUGGAUGCAGAAAGACCGGCCAUCUGCGCGCAUUCAACAUGAUUGAGAUAUUUACAUAGUUAUUACUUCUAAACAAAACAACUUUUUAGGGUUCUCCUACGCUUACAAUGUUGUUUUGAUUAUUGCUUAAACAUUCGUUAAGAUUAUAUUUGGUUGUGAUCUUUGCAAAAUACCUAUUUUGGAUGCAGCAGUUGUUAGCUAGAAUGCUAACGCUCAUUGACAUAGGCGGGGAGCAAAGCUAGCCAAUAAGUCAUUUUACUGGGUGGUUUUUAAAAGUAUAAUGCAGUUGAUCUGAGAUAAUGACACAAACAUCAUAUUAAGCAGGACAUUCAUACGAGUUUUACAAUCCAAUUAUAAUCCAAAAGUAGUGUGAAAUGCCCUAAUCAGCAACAUGUAAAUAGAGGCUUUUUUUGAUUCCGGUUUAUGAGAACUCACCCGUGUUCUGCAACCAUGUUGUGUGCAUCACCCUUGUGUGGCAAUGUUUACAAACACAGAAAGGGUUCUAUUUUGGUUCUACUUUGAUUACUCAUAAUAACUGGGUGUUUUGAUUCUAUGUUGUUUAGUUGAUUGUAACAAUGAAGCGUGUUAUGUACAUCCUAAACUUCCUCAAACUGCUGCUUGGUAAGUAUAACCUUAGAAGAAAAUAGAAGGUUACUCUAGGUUAUUAUAUCUCCUUAGGAAAUGUGUUUUACCUCUAACUUCAAAUAAGAACAAGAACAUUCAGGAAUAUAACAUGCUAUUACACAUUUACAGACAACAGGUGUGUAGUAGACUUUAUGUAUACUCACUGAAUAUACACAUAAGUCACAUUGAACAGCAGGAAAUAUUGCAGACUGUGGCUUUAAUCCCAUUGUGUGAUGAUAUACCUAAAGCAUAUCACAGGCCAUAAUUCAUGAAGCGUCUCAGAGUAGGACUACUGAUCCACGAUCUGUUUGACCUUUUAGAUCAUAUUUGAAUAAGAUUACAUGGACAGUGAGGACCUGAUCCUAGAUCAGCUCCUACUCUGAGGCUUUAUGAAUAUGGACCGUGCUGGUUUAUGUCACGAUCGUCGGUAAGAGAGGAGGACCAAGGCGCAGCGUUGAAUGCGAACAUAUUUAUUAUAGGUGAUACACGAUCAAAACAACAAAACGAUAACGUGACAGUCAACGGUCUAACACAAACCAACUAGAACAAGAUCCCACAACUAUUGUGGGAAAACAGCCUGUUUAAAUGUGGUUCCCAAUCAGAGACAAGCAGCCACAGCUGACACUCGUUGCCUCUGAUUGAGAACCACACUGGCAACAUAGAAAAGAAACAACUAGACCUACAACACAGAAAUCUACACACCCUGGCUCAACAUAACAGUGUCCCCAGAGCCAGGGCGUGACAGUACCCCCCCCUAAAGGCGCGGACUCCGACCGCGCCAACCAAAUACCACAGGGGAGGGACCGGGUGGGCACUCCGCCUAGGUGGUGGAUCCGGCUCCGGGCCUGAUCCCCGCUCCCUCUCCAACCCCCCAAUGUACCCCUGGUCCGGUCUGGCCCCGCUGGCCGGAGCUGGACUGCACAUUGGUGGAGCGGAUUGCUCUAGCUCCGGCGUGAAGCAUCUGACCGGUGCCGGACCAGGCACCGGUGGAACAGGCACGGGCCGUGCCGGACUGACGACGCACACCACUGGCUUGGUGUGGGGAGCAGGAGCGGGCCGUGCCGGGCUGACGACGCACACCACUGGCUUGGUGUGGGGAACAGGCACGGGCCGUGCCGGGCUGACGACGCACACCACUGGCUUGGUGUGGGGGGUAGGAGCGGGCCGGACCGGGCUGGCGAUGCGCACCACUGGCUUGGUGUGGGGAACAGGCACGGGCCGUGCCGGGCUGACGACGCACACCACUGGCUUGGUGUGGGGAACAGGAGCGGGCCGGACCGUACUGGGGACACACACCACUGGCCCUACGCAGGGAUCUGGAACGGGCCGGACCGGACUGGUAACACACCCCAGUACCCUUCGCCGUGCCUCUACACCUUCCAUCCCCUCUUCGACCAGUGGCCCCCGUAACCUGGCGGCCUCCUCUGCCAACCCGCUGGGCCGCUCUGUCGCGGUCUCCUGCUGGCCCGUCGUCCACGGCGUCAGCCCCCCCCUAAAAAUUUUAUGGGCUUCACUCCUACCCGUGGACCAGGACUCCAUACUUUUUGCCAGCCUUUCGCCCUUCUGCUUCCACGUCAAGCCCCUCUCUUCCUCACAUGGCUUGACCCAGUCGAGGAGGCGAAGGAGAUCCGCUAGAGAUCUCCCAGGCGAUGGCUCCUGGACUUGCUGCUUGGUCCAGUCUUGGUGGGAUCUUCUGUCACGAUCGUCGGUAAGAGAGGAGGACCAAGGUGCAGCGUUGAAUGCGAACAUAUUUAUUAUAGGUGAUACACGAUCAAAACAACAAAACGAUAACGUGACAGUCAACGGUCUAACACAAACCAACUAGAACAAGAUCCCACAACUAUUGUGGGAAAACAGCCUGUUUAAAUGUGGUUCCCAAUCAGAGACAACCAGCCACAGCUGACACUCGUUGCCUCUGAUUGAGAACCACACUGGCAACAUAGAAAAGAAACAACUAGACCUACAACACAGAAAUCUACACACCCUGGCUCAACAUAACAGUGUCCCCAGAGCCAGGGCGUGACAGUUUAUCAGGUUUGACAGGGUUAUACAGGGUCAUAAUUUAAAAACUCAUAAUAGUCAGUGAGUGUUUUUUUAGUAAAUGAGGUAGCGCUAACACAUGCACGCACGUGCACACACACACACACACACACACACACACACACACACACACACACACACACACACACACACACACACACACACACACACACACACACACACACACACACACACACACACACUGGUUUAUAUUUGGCUGCUGCUGUGUUUGUGCCCAGGUGUUGCAUUGUGGGCAGAGCAUGUUUGAGCUGCAGAUAAGAGCUGAUAAGAGGGAGAGGGCAGGUACUUCAGUCCUGAGUAGGGUAGAAGAGUGGAGGGAGAGGGCAGGAGAGGAGAGGAGGGCAGGAGAGGAGAGGAGGGGAGGAGAGGAGAGAGGGAGGAGAGGAGAGGAGAAGAGGAGAGGAGCAGGGAGAGGAGGAGACAGAGGAGGAAGGAGAGGAGGGAGAGGAGGGCAGGAAGGAGAGGAGAGGAGGGAAGAGGGGGAGGAGGAGGAAGAAGAGAAGAGGGCAAGGAGAAAGAGAGGAGGGCAAGGGGAGGGGCGGGGAGGGGAGGGGAGGGGGAGGGGGGCAGGGAAGAAGAAGAGAGGAGGGCAGGAGAAGAGAGGAGGGUAGGAGAGGAGAGGAGAUGGGGGGGAGAGGAGAGGAGAGGAGGGGAGGAGAGGAGGAGGAGAGGAGAGGAGGGCAGGAGAGGAGAGGAGGGGAGGAGAGGAGAGGAGGGCAGGAGAGGAGAGGAGGGCAGGAGAGGAGAGGAGGGCAGGGGAGGGGAGGGGAGGAGGAGGAGAGGAGAGGAGAGGAGAGGAGAGGAGAGGAGAGGAGAGGAGAGGAGAGGAGAGGGACGAGGAGAGGAGAGGAGAGGAGGGCAGGAGAGGAGUGCAGGAGAGGAGAGGAGGGGAGGGGAGGGGAGGAGAGGAGGGGAAAGAGGAAAAUAAAUAAAAAGAAAGAG